CUUCCAAAUUCCCAGCAAACACCCCGGAAAGUAGCCCAAAGAAUGGCCACCGCAGACCCUGUCCCCGCCCUCCGCAAGGUCCUCGGUGAUGACAAUCAGGAAAAUCUUGCCCUUCGAUUCCGUGCCCUCUUUUCACUCAAGCACCUCGCUCGCAACGGUAGCAAACCAGCGAUAGAAGCAAUCGCAAACGCCUUCAGCAGCAAAUCCGCCCUCCUAAAACAUGAGCUCGCCUAUUGUCUCGGCCAAUCAGCGGAUUCUUACGCCGCACAGUUUCUACAGUCCAUCUUAGACACCAAAUCCGAAGACCCAAUGGUCCGCCAUGAGGCAGCUGAAGCCCUGGGUGCCCUCGCACAUGCUGAGUCACUCCCACUACUGGAAAAAUACUUGAACGAUCCGGAGGAGGUAGUACGGCAGACUUGCGAACUUUCAAUCGCAAGAAUUAACUGGGUAUCUUCGCAGAAGGACGGGGAGGGAGGUAGCAAGGACGGCAGUGGUCAGGAAGGGGGUUUAUUUGCGGGAGUGGUCGAUCCAGCGCCACCAGCAGGGGGCGGUAACGUGGAGGAAUUGCAAAGGACAUUGAACGACCAGGGGACGGACCUGUUCGAGCGAUAUAGAGUUAUGUUCCGGUUGAGGGAUAUCGGGUCCAAAGAGGCUGUUGAUGCACUGGCGAGUGGGUUUGGAGAUCCGAGUGCUUUAUUUAGGCAUGAGAUCGCAUUCGUAUUCGGCCAAUUAUCAGAUCCACACAGUAUCCCGGCCCUGAUCAAAGUCGCCGGAAAUAAAGAAGAAGCACCAAUGGUCAGGCACGAGGCUGUUGAAGCGCUAGGAAGCAUCGCGGACGAAAGUGUCGACGCGCUAUUGAAGGAGUAUGCUAAAGACGUCGAAGAGGUAGUCAGGGAUAGUGCUGUCGUAGCAUUAGAUAUGGCAGAGUUCGAAAGGAGUGGUGGUUUCGAGUACGCACUCAUUCCCGGCGCUGCUUAA
Tuber melanosporum (Perigord truffle) is the source of this 978-nucleotide messenger RNA. RefSeq lists its product as uncharacterized. Gene Ontology annotation, biological process: peptidyl-hypusine biosynthetic process. The record is from RefSeq and is a predicted model, not a curated record. The transcript is spliced from 3 exons. Gene Ontology annotation, molecular function: deoxyhypusine monooxygenase activity. Lineage: Eukaryota; Fungi; Ascomycota; Pezizomycetes; Pezizales; Tuberaceae. Bases 43 to 978 code for a protein of 311 amino acids.